AUGAACGCGAACGAAAGCACUAGUCUUAUGACAGCAACAGAUCAUAAGGAAGAAGUUGCUGUAGAAGAGCCUGAUAUAAAACUUGCUGAAAUGGGUUACAAAGCUGAAUUGCCACGCUCAUUAUCCUUCUUUUCUGUACUUGGGCUUUCAUUUGCAAUUAUGGCUGUACCUGCUGGUGAAUCAGUAACACUUAAUAUUGGCCUCACCGAUGGUGGUCCAGUAACUAUUCUCUAUGGUUGGAUAUUAGUUACUAUCAUUUCAAUAUGUAUUGCUGCAAGUUUAGCUGAAAUUUGCUCAAAAUAUCCGACUUCCGGAGGUGUUUAUUAUUGGUCUGCAAUGUUAGCAAAUAAAAAAUGGGCGCCUAUUACUUCUUGGAUAACAGGAUGGUUAAAUCUUGUCGGAAAUUGGACACUGACAACUGCCAUCUGUUUUGCUUGUGGGCAAUUAAUAUUAUCGGGUAUUGGAUUAUGGGAUGAAACCUAUAUUCCAGCAACUUGGCAUGUUGUAUUAAUGUCUUGGACUGUACUACUUAUUUCCUUGUUUAUAAAUAUUUUCGCUGCAAAACACUUGGAUUUCAUUAAUAUUAUUUGUGUUUAUUGGACAGGUGUAUCAAUUUUGAUUAUUGUCAUUAGUGUAUUAAUAAUGGCAAAAGGAGGAAGAAGAAGUGCAACAUAUGUCUUUACAGGAUUUGAUGCAACAAGCGCUGGUUGGCCACCCGUAUGGGCAUUUUUUGUUGGAUUAUUACAAUCUGCUUAUACUCUCACUGGCUAUGGUAUGUUAGCAUCAAUGUGCGAAGAAGUACAAAACCCAGAACAAGAAGUACCAAAAGCGAUGGUAUAUUCUGUUGUUGCUGCUGGAAUUACUGGCAUUAUUUAUAUUAUUCCUAUUCUUUUUGUCAUGCCCAGUAUCAGUAAACUACUCAGUAUACCAACUGGUCAACCAAUUGGUUAUCUCUUUAUGGCAGCUACAGGUUCUACUGUUGGUGGACUUGGUCUUUUAAGUCUUAUUAUUGGUAUUCAAUUUUUUGCUGCAAUUGGCUCUUUAACAGCUACUUCUCGAUGUCUUUAUGCAUUUAGUCGAGAUGGUGCAGUACCCGCUUCAAAAUUUUGGUCAAGAAUCAAUAAACAAUAUGGUAUUCCACUCUAUGCUUUAUUACUUUCAACUGUUAUUCAAGGUCUACUUGUUUUUAUUUAUUUUGGUUCAUCAGCUGCAUUUAAUGCAUUUACUGGAGUUUCUACAAUAUGUCUUUCUGCUUCAUAUGGAUUACCUAUCGUAAUACUUGUUUUUCGAGGACGUCAUUUAGUUAAUAAUGCUCCUUUUUCUCUUGGUAAGUUUGGCUACGUUAUUAAUAUCGUUACAAUUCUGUGGAUUUUAUUGGCUAUGGUGAUAUUUUCAAUGCCAACAUCUAUACCUGUGACAGCUUCGACAAUGAAUUAUGCAAGUGUCUUAUUCAUUUUCUUUGCCGGAAUUAGCAUCUUAUGGUAUAUUGUUUGGGGAAGAGAACAUUUCCAUGGUCCACCAGUGACUUCUUCGGAUUAG
Adineta steineri is the source of this 1539-nucleotide messenger RNA. NCBI's taxonomy places the organism in Eukaryota, Metazoa, Rotifera, Eurotatoria, Adinetida, Adinetidae. The record is from the annotation of a GenBank genome assembly.